Messenger RNA from Mesocricetus auratus (golden hamster), 2469 nucleotides. RefSeq names its product coiled-coil domain containing 91 (gene Ccdc91). NCBI's taxonomy places the organism in Eukaryota, Metazoa, Chordata, Mammalia, Rodentia, Cricetidae. The record is from RefSeq and is a predicted model, not a curated record. The transcript has 13 exons. Gene Ontology annotation, biological process: Golgi to lysosome transport. Gene Ontology annotation, cellular component: trans-Golgi network. Bases 152 to 1480 code for a protein of 442 amino acids.
CUGGACGCUGGGUGGUGCGUGGGCAGCCCCAACUGGGAUACCUGGGGCCCGGUGUCACCGGGAGGGGUGGGUGUGCCGGCUCGUGUCCUGGUGGUGCACGCGUAGCAGCGCGGGGAGCACAGCGGCGGCGGGCGCAGGUGCUGCUUGAAGAAUGGACGAUGACGACUUCGGUGGCUUUGAGGCCGCAGAAACCUUUGAUGGUGAACACAGUGGAAACCAAGCAAUGUCCCCUGCUGUCCCCUGGGCCACCUUUCCUGCAGUAUCCGGAGUGCAUCUGUCACCAGCCUCUCCGGAGCUCAUCCUGGACCAUGACCACUCCUCUCCGUCCUCCGGCCGCCUCCCUUCAGAUGCUGUUAUUCCAUCACCAGACGACACCCGCGCAGACAGCGGCCUUGUGAGUCAGACCAUCCCCAAAGCUCAGAUUCAACAGUCGGCGCACACACAUCUGAAUAUCCCACUCUUUCCGCUUGGCUUAACGGAUGAGACAAACCAUGGAGGGAUUGCAUUGGAGGAUGACCCUGAGGGUCCUGGAGCUGACGUGUCCAGCUCGCAGCUCCAACAAAAAAUAUCAAGCCUGGAGACUAAACUGAAAGCCUCUGAAGAAGAAAAACAGAGAAUUAAAAAGGACGUGGACGCGCUGAUGGAGAAGCACAGUGUCCUGGAGGAAGGAUUCCUGAAGGAGAAGGAGCAGGAUGCCAUGUCCUUUCAAGCCCGCUACCGUGAGCUGCAGGAGAAGCAUAAGCAAGAGUUGGAAGACAUGAGGAAGGCCGGGCAUGAGGCACUGAGCAUUAUUGUGGAUGAGUAUAAGGCACUUCUGCAGUCUUCAGUUAAGCAACAGCUAGAUGCCAUCGAGAAACAGUACGUGUCUGCCAUCGAGAAACAGGCUCACAGGUGUGAGGAACUGCUACACGCUCAGCACCAAAGGCUCCUGGAAGUGCUGGACACCGAGAAGGAACUGUUGAGGGAAAAAAUCCAGGAAGCUUUGGCUCAGCAGUCCCAGGAGCAGAAGGAAGCACUGGGAAAGUGCCUGCAGGAGGAAAUGCAGAGGAAUAAAGAGACCCUGGAGUCAGCUGUGAAGCUUGAGAAGGAAGCGAUGAAGGAUGUCAUCACCAAAGCAGUGGAAGAAGAAAGGAAAAAUCUGGAAAAAAUUCAUGCUGAAGAACGGGCAAUGUGGAAAGCAGAACACGCGAGAGAUCAAGAGAGGGUAGCAGAGGCUGUCCAGGCUGCCAUCCAGGAGCAGCGGAUGAUGAGCCAGGAAGCUGUCAAAGCAGCCAUCAUAGAGGAGCAGAAGAGAAGCGAAAAGGCUAUGGAGGCGGCCGUGAAGAAAACGAGGGACGAGCUGGUGGAGUACGUGAGGGAGCAGAGACGGCUCGAUCAAGUCACCCGCCAACGGAGCCUGACCAGCCUGGAACUGUUCCUGUCCUGCGCCCAGAAGCAAUUGAGUGCUCUCAUAGCUACAGAGCCUGUUGACAUUGAAUAGAGAGAGACACGCUGCCCAACCUGUCCCCGCCAUUAAGCCUGCCUACUCUGAAGCUGUUCCUCUCCUGUGCCCAGAAGCAGCCGAGUGUUCUAAGGGCCACGGAGCCUGGUGGUGUCGAAUAAAGGGAACAUGACAGGCUACCUCGCCCUGGCCGUUGUGUCAAUCAAUCACUAGACUUCUGAAGGAUGCCAUGACUUAGAAAGAUGCUUUUGUUUUUUGUUUCAACUUGGAGAGUUGGUUUCCAGGUCAAGGAUGAGCCCACGCAGUAUCUAGAAGAACCACCGCUGGAUCUUAACUUACUCUCUGUUAUUCUAUCGCAAGUAGCAAUGGAAGAAUAUAUGUGACCCAAAGCCAUGAAAAAGUGGUAUGCUAUCCACAGCUCAUGGGGUAAACAGUACAGCUCCAGGUGGCCUAGUGACACUAUUUGGUAAAGGAUUACCUUUUGAGUGCCUCGUUGUGAUCUGUGGGACGACACCACUGUGUAACCACAUAUUUAUUUGUUCCCGAGAAGUAGAGUGGAUAGAAACACUGACACGGCCAUUGUUGUGACUAGCCUGGCCGCUUCUCUAAAGGUCAGUCUGCGUGUUUUCAUUACUUUAUAAAGAAUAAACGACACUAGCUGACCAGGCUUCGAGCCGAUGCCCCCCAUCUAACCUCGGGUGCGUGGCACGGUCUUGCCUCCUGCCCUUCUUCAGAGGCUCUGCCAAUCAUUUUUCAUAAUCUAAUCUGUAGAAAGAACAUAACUUGGAUUCCCAGACAUCUGUGGGGAUUUAACCAAGUUUUAGACAUAUGGGAUCAUCGGGAUGUUGAUCCAUGAGCAGUGUACUCCAGUAGGAAAUCACGAGCAGUUUCACCGUCAGAACUGACAACAGCGCACCUACGCGUGUACCUAUGCAGCUGCCAUGUCUCUCUUCUUGAAUUGCUUCUGCUUUCAGGGGCCUUGUACUUCUCUGGGAUUUCUCAGUAUAAUAAACUUGGUUGCCAUGUUA